AUGUAUAACCCUUAUCAACCUCCGGGUCUUUAUGGACACGCUCCUGCUCCUGACUAUGGCGCGUAUGGCGCGCCUCCCGGCAUGGCACCUCCUCCAGGGAUGGCAGCUCCAGGCACCGGUGCUCCCCCAGGCAUGCAACAAACCAACAACCAGCCCGGGCGUCCAGGGGGCUUCCCGCCCAACUUUCAACCGCCUGCAAAUAUGCCAAACAUCAACUUCUCUGCUCCCGUGAUCCGUUUGGGUACUUCGGGCCCGGCCAAGCCUGCAGCUCAAGAGAGCGGUCGGGACCGGCCAUCGGAUGGUCCCGGUCGUCGCGCUGGUCUGGGGUCGAUGGGGAUGGAUUCCCAGCGCCACCAUGGUCGCGAUAUGAUGCAGCUGCAGCCUCCUACGCGUGAGGAGAUUGCGCGUACCCUUUUCGUCGGUGGCAUUACAGAGGGCGUCGGUGGUGAUGAUGGAAUUGAGCGUAUCCUCCGCGCCGCUGGUGUUCUGCGCCGCUGGAUUCGUGCUACAGAUGCCGACGAGAAACCUUGCCGAUUUGGCUUCGCCGAGUACGACGACGCCGAGAGCCUUGAAAUUGCAAUUGAGACAUUGAAAAAUGUGGAAGUGCCAGUCAAGAGACAGAUGCCCCUCGCCGAAGGUGAAGAGGAACAUGAGGUCGAAAAGAGUCCGCUUUUGGUUAUUGUUGACGACGGUACGCUCACUUAUCUGGAGCAAUUCGAGUCUCGCCGCGCCGAGCAAGACCCCGAGGAACGCCAAGCACGUUUCGACGCUGCCCGCACUAAUCUCAAUAAGGUCCUGUCGGAGCUUUUCCAUCCCGCGGUUCCUGUCAAAAAGGAGGAUGUGUCGGGUCUUGAUGCGGACGGCAACGUUGAGAUGAGAGACGCCGCUGCCCCGGAAGGUGAAGUCGUGACUAUUCCCAUCGCAAUGGAGGAUGAGCUAGCCGAUAUUCCCCCCGAGAUGCGCGCCAAUGUGGCCAAGGAGAUUGCAGCGUUCCGUGAACGCAGCAACCGCCGUGAUAUCGAGCGUCUCCGACGCGAAGAAGAAAUUGAGUCUAUGGAGCGUGCGCGCAACUCGAACUCUCGGAUCAACCGACUUGCUUCGCCUCCAGUGUCCGCUCCUCUCGGGCCUGCUGCCGGUACUAACGGUAUACCAUUGGGCCCCCGGGAUCGUCACGUGCCGAACGCACCUUCUGGUCCAAAGGCCUUUGGAGUGCAGAUUCCCAGGGACUACCAGCAGGGAGUGUCCUUUGUCAAUGGCGGAACCCUCAACGGUGCCUCUGCCAAAGACGAGGACUCUGAUGCCAGCGACGAGGAGAUCGAACGGCGCCGAAAGGAGCGGCUGGAGGCAGAGGACGCAAAGCAAUUUGCAGACCAAGAGCGCCGCUGGCUUAACCGGGAGCGCAGCCGAACUGCUGCUCUAGAGAGAGAGAAGAAGCGCGAGGACGAAGAAGAUGACAAGUUGAAAGCUGCGCACGAUGAGAUGGAAGCACGACUUGCUGCUUGGAACGACGAUACUGAACAGAGCCGCAAGGUGGCUGAAUACUAUGCAGAUCGUGGCGCCUGGCUCCGAAGCCGUGAGAGCUUCCGUCUCCGUGAGGCCAAGAUGGACGAUGCCGAUCGCGCCGCUGAGGAACGCGAACUCGCGCAAUCUGUAAAGCGACAAGAGCAGGCUCGUGGUAUGGCUGAUGAUUUCCUUGCUCAACAGGCAAAGGAGCUCGAGACACGUGUUCCAGAAGCUCCUCGUGAACCUCAACGCUUCAAGCUCUCCCUUGGAGCCGCCGCGCAGAAGGCUCAGGCCGCAACCAGUCGCCGCACAGUGGCCGAAGUGGAAGGCCUACUGGAAGACGAGGAGGAGCCUGCCGAAGCGACCCGUCGCCAACUUAUCCCGAUCAAAUUCGAUUCUGCCGCCGAGGCUGCAGGUCUCACCGACGAGGAGCGUGCCCAGGCUGCCCGUCAACUCGCUGCAGAGAUCCCGGUCGAGAAGGAAGGCCUCUGGGGAUGGCAAGUCAAAUGGGAAUUUGUGGAUGACGCCGUCAUCAGUGACCAACUCAAGCCAUUCGUGGAGAAGAAGAUCGUCGAGUACCUUGGAGUGCAAGAGCAAAUGCUUGUGGAUGUGGUCGAGGAACAUGUCCGAAAGCGUGGUUCGCCUCAGGAAUUGGUGGAGCAAUUGGAAGAGGCCCUGGACGAAGAGGCCGAAGUCCUUGUUCGCAAGCUUUGGCGGAUGAUCAUUUUCUGCUCCGAGAGCGAGAAACGAGGCCUGUCCUCGUAA
This is a messenger RNA of Penicillium bovifimosum, 2268 nucleotides long. RefSeq lists its product as uncharacterized. Gene Ontology annotation, molecular function: mRNA binding. The coding region runs from base 1 to 2268 and encodes 755 amino acids. The record is from RefSeq and is a predicted model, not a curated record. Gene Ontology annotation, biological process: mRNA processing. NCBI's taxonomy places the organism in Eukaryota, Fungi, Ascomycota, Eurotiomycetes, Eurotiales, Aspergillaceae. The transcript has 5 exons. Gene Ontology annotation, cellular component: spliceosomal complex.